CGCCAUUACAGGGCCGAGCUCCCGAGCUAGGGCGAGCUGAGGAGGAGCCGCAGCCGCCGGGGGCCGAGCGCUGCAGGGAGAGCCAGCGGGCCGGCGCCAGCGCCCAGCGACCGCCAGGGACCACAAGAACACCCCAGGAACCGGUGGCGGAGUGUGCGUGUGGCCCGUCUGCGGGCGGCGGCGCGGGAGCAGCGCGGAGCGGCGGCCGGUUCGGGCGGGUGGCAUCAUGGACGAGAAGGUGUUCACCAAGGAGCUGGACCAGUGGAUCGAGCAGCUGAAUGAGUGCAAGCAGCUGUCCGAAUCGCAGGUUAAGAGCCUCUGCGAGAAGGCUAAAGAAAUCCUGACAAAAGAGUCCAACGUGCAAGAGGUUCGAUGUCCAGUUACUGUCUGUGGAGAUGUACAUGGGCAAUUUCAUGAUCUCAUGGAACUGUUUAGAAUUGGUGGCAAAUCACCAGACACAAAUUAUUUGUUUAUGGGAGAUUAUGUCGACCGAGGAUAUUAUUCAGUUGAAACAGUCACACUGCUUGUAGCUCUUAAGGUUCGUUACCGUGAACGCAUCACUAUUCUUCGAGGGAAUCAUGAGAGCAGACAAAUCACACAAGUUUAUGGUUUCUAUGAUGAGUGUUUAAGAAAAUAUGGAAAUGCAAAUGUUUGGAAAUAUUUUACAGAUCUUUUUGAUUAUCUUCCUCUCACUGCCUUGGUGGAUGGGCAGAUCUUCUGUCUACAUGGUGGCCUCUCUCCGUCCAUAGAUACACUGGAUCACAUCAGAGCACUUGAUCGCCUACAAGAAGUUCCCCAUGAGGGUCCAAUGUGUGAUUUGCUGUGGUCAGAUCCAGACGAUCGUGGUGGUUGGGGUAUAUCUCCUCGGGGAGCUGGUUACACCUUUGGCCAAGAUAUAUCGGAGACAUUUAAUCAUGCCAAUGGCCUCACAUUGGUGUCUAGAGCUCACCAGCUGGUGAUGGAGGGAUAUAACUGGUGCCAUGACCGGAAUGUAGUCACAAUUUUCAGUGCUCCAAACUAUUGUUAUCGUUGUGGUAACCAAGCUGCAAUCAUGGAACUUGAUGAUACUCUAAAAUAUUCUUUCUUGCAGUUUGAUCCAGCACCUCGUAGAGGCGAGCCACAUGUCACUCGUCGUACCCCAGACUACUUCCUGUAAUGAAAUUUUAAACUUGUACAGUAUUGCCAUGAACCAUUUAUUGACCUAAUGGAAAUGGGAAGAGCAACAGUAACUCCAGAGUGUCAGAAAAUAGUUAACAUUCAAAAACUUGUUUUCACACGGACCAAAAGAUGUGCCAUAUAAAAAUACAAAGCCUCUUGUCAUCAACAGCCGUGACCACUUUAGAAUGAACCAGUUCAUUGCAUGCUGAAGCGACAUUGUUGGUCAAGAAACCAGUUUCUGGCAUAGCGCUAUUUGUAGUUACUUUUUGCUUUCUCUGAGAGACUGCAGAUAAUAAGAUGUAAACAUUAACACCUCGUGAAUACAAUUUAACUUCCAUUUAGCUAUAGCUUUACUCAGCAUGACUGUAGAUAAGGAUAGCAGCAAACAAUCAUUGGCGCUUAAUGAACAUUUUUAAAAUAAGUACCAAGCCUCCCCUUUACUUGUGAGUUUUGAACUUGUUUUGUUUAUUUUCAGGGAUACUGUUUAAUUUAAUUGUAUGAUUUGUCUGCACUCAGUUUAUUCCCUUCUCAAAUCUCACCCCUAUGUUCUUUGUUAUUGUCAGAACCUGGUGAGUUGUUCUGAACAGAAAUGUUUCCCCCUUCCUGUAAGACGAUGUUACUGCACAAGAAUACUGCAGUGUUUUUCAUAAUAAACUUGUGAACUAAGAACUGAGAAAGUCAAAUUUUAAUUGUAUCAGUGGGCAAGACUGGUGCUGUUUAAAGAUAAAUCUUUAAUAAAUUUUAGAAUUUGUAGAAUACUAGGUAAACUAAAAUAAAUAUCAAGGCCACUACACGACCUCUCUGGUAACUUUCUGACAUUCUUCAGAUGAACUUCAGGAUUUCUUUGUGUUACCUAUAGUGUAAUUUGUCAUAUUGCUGGUAUACUUUAAACUUGUCUUUAAGAAGGGAAAUCUGUGCUGCUUUGGUAAGAUCUAAUUGUUAAACUAUGUAACAUCAGGGUUCCGGUGUUAGGAUUUGUUUAAAGUGGCAUGUUUUCAGGUAGAGCUUAAAUGAUGUGUCUACUUAGUACAGUUUCUGGUUAUAAAUAUUAUAUUGCUAUGUAUAUUUAAGAGUUACAUGAACUUUUAAAAAUAAUUGACAGAUUGGUAAGUUCUUAACAAAUAUCUGUACAUUGCCUGUUGAAUCAUGUGAUCUUAAUGUCUUAGAAAGCUGUUAAAGCAUUAACCUGUAAGUGAUAAUCAGUGAAAGCAAAUAGAAAAUUAUUAUUGGAUCAUUGUUUAGUGUAAAGUACAUUUACCCAAAAGGAAGUGGCGUUUGAAGUGCCAGUGCUCAACAUUUAAUGAGUUUUCCCCCUUCUUAUCCUUUGAAUAGGAUUAGAGGUUCUGUGCAAACUAAUACUUGAUUUUUUUAAGCUACCAGGGUACACUUCAGAGAACUAAUCAUUAAUUGUGUGUGAGUAUAGCUAAUAAACAUUUCUUUGCUUUGUA
Molecule: messenger RNA, 2606 nt
Organism: Chinchilla lanigera (long-tailed chinchilla)
Lineage: Eukaryota; Metazoa; Chordata; Mammalia; Rodentia; Chinchillidae
Gene: Ppp2ca
Product: protein phosphatase 2, catalytic subunit, alpha isozyme
Exons: 7
Coding region: 227-1156 (309 amino acids)
Biological process (GO): mitotic cell cycle; peptidyl-serine dephosphorylation
Cellular component (GO): cytosol
Molecular function (GO): protein serine/threonine phosphatase activity
Source: RefSeq, a predicted model, not a curated record